CUGGAGCAGCAGCUGCAGGCCGCCGCCGCGCACGCGCGGGGGCGCGCCGCGGCGUCGCGCGCCGCGCUCGUGGGGCGCGCCAGCGCGGCGUCGGCGGCCGGCGACGACGCCGCCGCGCAGCGGUGCCAGCAGGCAUCGCGGGAGGUCGCCGCGGCCGCCGAGGGCCACGCCAGGAGGCGCAAGCGGGCCCGGGACGCCAAGGUCGCGCUGCUGCAGCGCCACGCCGACGGCCGCCGGGAAGCGCUGCGGCUGCUGCUCCACGGCGACCCUGCCGCGCCCGCCGCGGCCGUGUUCGUGCCAGACGGGGCGCCGCCCUUUGCGACGCUGGCGCAGUUGCCCGCCGCGGACGCGGUGGCAGAGGUGUCCAAGGGCGCGGACGGCCUGUUCGAGGCCCUCAGCACGGUGGCGCUGCGGGGCAGCGCCCAAGCGGAGGACGGCGCCCUGCCCGAGGCGGCCGUCGGGGCCUUCCGGGCCGCGUGCAGCGCCCUGGGCGCCUCGCUGAGCGCGCUGGCCGCGCGGCUGCGGCGGGCGGUGGAGGAGGCCCCCGCGGAGGACGCGGCUCUGGAGGCCCUGCUCGACGAAGGCGGGGGCGGCGAGGAGGAGGCGCGCGGUUGGGAGCGGCAGCUCGGCACCGCCGUCCAGGCGCAGCUCGAGCGGCGGCGCGCCUCUGGCGCCGCCGCGGUGCGGCGGGUGGCCUCGGCGCUGCGCCGGCGCGG
Messenger RNA from Prorocentrum cordatum, 716 nucleotides. NCBI's taxonomy places the organism in Eukaryota, Dinophyceae, Prorocentrales, Prorocentraceae. The record is from the annotation of a GenBank genome assembly.